Messenger RNA from Papaver somniferum (opium poppy), 1651 nucleotides. Its product is annotated as carboxyl-terminal-processing peptidase 1, chloroplastic-like. The record is from RefSeq and is a predicted model, not a curated record. Lineage: Eukaryota; Viridiplantae; Streptophyta; Magnoliopsida; Ranunculales; Papaveraceae. Gene Ontology annotation, biological process: proteolysis. The coding region runs from base 375 to 1226 and encodes 283 amino acids. Gene Ontology annotation, molecular function: endopeptidase activity; serine-type peptidase activity. The transcript has 7 exons.
GGAAAAAUUCAGGAGGAAAGCCAUCUGGUCCCGGUACUUUCCAUGACCUCGUGUCUUUCAGAGCUUUUAAAAUCUCUUCUGCAUCUGUAACUCUAAUCAACAUUAUUGUCUUCGGCUGUAAUUUUUGGAGGAAUGGACUCUAAUCAUAGUGUCUUCGUUUCUUUGAGGAUUUGAGGUGGUGUGAAGUUCACAGUAGUGUUUAAUAACAAGAUUUUUUAACUCAAGUCUGGUGGAGCACCAAUUUGCAUCGCUAUCUUUCAAAGCAGCAAUAUUGUUUGUUGACCUGCUUCUAUUUGCUGUUUUGCACCACUUUAUGAAAAUAAAAUAACAUAUACACACGAGUACUAGGGAAAAAUUUAAAAAGAUCAAAUAGAAUGAGGACCUUAUGUUAUCACCAUUGGUCAUCUCUCACACUUGCAGAAAGAACGCCCAAACCGCCAUUACCACCAAAAUCAAAUAUCAGACAGCAGCCACAUAAACUCUUAUUUCAUGCCCUAACUGGAACUCUUUCCUUCAAUCUUAUCUUUCUUUCUCCUUCUCCUUCCAUUGCUCAACUUAUUUCACCUCCUCCUCCUCCUGUUGAAUACUGUAAAGAAGAAGAUGUUCUUGAACAAGAAAAACCACAAACAGUUCCAGGGUUAGUAACAAAUCAAGGAAUUGUUGAAGAAGCUUGGGAAAUCGUUAAUGAAAGUUUCCUUGAUUAUAGUGAUCGUCCUCGUUUUUCUCCAGAUAAUUGGCUGAAAAAGAAGGAGGAUGCUAUUGGUAGCUCCAUUCAGACAAGAUCUAAAGCUCAUGACAUUAUUCAAAGGAUGUUGGGUAGUCUUGGCGACCCCUACACUAGGUUUCUUUCUCCAUCAGAGGUCAUUUAUACUGCUGGACGAGAUCCCCAGUACCAAAAAAGUAUUGUUGCAGAAUCUGCACCUGCCUUUACAGCACCGCUCAUUGUACUGGUGAAUAACAAGACUGCAAGUGCUAGUGAGAUCGUUGCAACUGCACUUCGUGAUAAUUGCAGAGCUAUUCUUGUUGGUGAAAGGACUUAUGGCAAAGGUCUAAUUCAAUCCGUCUUUGAGCUUCAUGAUGGAUCUGGUAUAGUUGUCACUGUUGGAAAGUAUGUCACACCAAACCAUAUGGACAUCGGUGGAAAUGGAGUAGAGCCUGACUUCAAAAGUGUCCCAGCUUGGAGUGAAGUUAAGAGAUUCCUUUCCCAGUGCCAAAGAAAUGGAUAAACACAGGUCUGUUAUCUGUUAACUUGUCUUUGACUUAUGACCAUUGUCCCAGACUCACCAAGAAAUUUCUGAAGAUCAAGGCAAAAUAUACUUGAUUGGAGAUGAGCGUUUUUUUGGCCGUUCUGUUGCGGACUCCCACUCCAGAUGGAUGAUUAUAAUAGCUCAUAUCUGGUUUAGGAGCAAAAGAGUCACUGGCUAUGUUGUGAAAGCAUCAGUAAUUGCGCUGAGGUGCUGAGUUCUCUGAGAUUAGCGUGUAGAUAAAUUUAGAAAGGCGAGACACAUUUUUCUGGGUAAGUUUGAGGUUGAGCAAUUUCUUUUGCUGCGUUGUAAUUCUGUGACGGAGAAUGUGAAACAGAAAAGCUCCAUUAGUGAAGUGAACCACUACUCAGUGUUUAAUAUAAAUCUAUAAUUUCUUUCCAUACUAA